Messenger RNA from Ectocarpus siliculosus, 904 nucleotides. NCBI's taxonomy places the organism in Eukaryota, Phaeophyceae, Ectocarpales, Ectocarpaceae. The record is from the annotation of a GenBank genome assembly.
AUAGGCUAGAGCUUGUGUGUGCUGCGCCAUGAUGGGACGAAGAGGAGGGCCAGGGGCUGCACGGGUUGCAAGAUGGCAUGGGCCGCUGCGAGUUACUUCCGUGUGCUUGGUUGCUCUGCUGGUGACCAGCGUCAAUUCGAUGACGAUGGAUGUGGACGACGGGAGCAUCGCCUGUGCUAUCGUCGUUGCCAAGCAGGGCAACACCAUUAACGCCAACUUCGAGGUCCUGGGCUACCCUGUGAAGAACACCAUGGUUAUUCUUCAAAAGAGGGGCGAUAACAAACUGCUCUACAGGAAGGAAGACCUGGGCGAAGAUUACUUCAGGGUAGAUGCCACGAACGACGGGGACUACGAGCUUUGCUUCAUCAACGGGGGCGAGGAACGCAUCAAAUCGCUACGCAACAAACUCGUGCCGGAAGUGAACAGUUUCGUCGGCCUGAACGCCCUGCGCCAAGAGAAGAAGAAGAAGGCGCUGGCGCAACAGCGGGAAGAUGAAGACGACGACUCCUUCUUUUAUAGGGAUGACGAGGAGCUCCUCGACGGUCUGUCAGACGACAUGCCCUCCUGGUACGCCAAGGAGUCGGGUUACAAGACUUUCGGGUUUGGGCUUCGACUGGGCAAAGAUGUGGAAGAUCUGCAAUCGAUGGCGGACGUGUCGGUCGAAGACAAAGUGAUGGCUAGUUUCCUCGCGGAAGAGGCAGACAUCCUCGUGGAAACUCUGUCCGUGUUCAACGACCACGAGAGCUACAUGCGAGGCCGUGAGGAGUACCACCGUGAAAACGUGAAGCAAACCAGCUCAAGGCUCAUGUGGUGUACGUUCGUUGAAGCCGCUGUGCUGGUGUGGGUGUCCUGGACCCAGCUGUCUUACAUUCGCCGCUUCUUCGAGACCAAGCGCAUUCUCUAG